This is a messenger RNA of Annulohypoxylon truncatum, 969 nucleotides long. RefSeq lists its product as uncharacterized. The coding region runs from base 225 to 833 and encodes 202 amino acids. The record is from RefSeq and is a predicted model, not a curated record. The transcript has a single exon. NCBI's taxonomy places the organism in Eukaryota, Fungi, Ascomycota, Sordariomycetes, Xylariales, Hypoxylaceae.
CGGAUGUAAGUGGCUGUCGGUCUCGUUGAGGGACUGGACCUGACCAAAGAGACACCACGAAACACUACGUAACCCGCUGCUGGGAAGCUCCAGUUUGUUUAUCGUUACCUAUCAUAAGCCGGAGCCACGACGACCUGCACGUUUUAAGACCCACGACCCACGCAACACACAUGCUAGGCUAUGGCUGAGCUGCAUAGAUUGCAUAAACCCUGGUGAUCCAGUAAAUGCAGUUUCCCCUUCCUCCUCUUUCCUCUCUUCUACUCUACUCUAGGUACUCUGGACAUUCAAGACAUUGCCGUCAUACGCAGGCCAAGAAUCAAUUAACCCCAAACCAAAGCGAAAACAUAAGCAGACAUUCGACGUCGACUUCGACUUCGAUCAAUGAACCAACCCGGGCGAUCUCCCGCAUGCUCCCUUGUUGUAGAGACCGAGUCUGUGGAUCCGACGAAGUGGGCAUAGCACUGUGUUCGCAUACAGUACUACAUACCGUAUCGAGUAGAGAGGCUGACGUGAUUGGUCCUUGGUCAGCUCAUCACCCCUGCCAACCACCGUCUUACGCCCAGAAUCUGGAAUUCCGAAGUACCGGGGCGACCCACCGACGCUCCUCCUCCCAUCUCGCUGUACUGCUGCAGAGUUGGAAAAGACCGGUUUUACGCUGGCCAGCGGUCGUUUUUCCUAGCAUAGUUUUAGCCUAUGUUAUUUGUUUUGAACCGUUGGGCUUUCGUGGGGAACCGGUCUGCAAAGCGAAAGCAAGCCGAACCUCCUUCUUUUCUCUUUGGGUUUUAUUUUAUUUUACCUUGGCUUCUUUUCUCUUCUUUCAUUUCUGGAAAUGACAAGAUAAGCCUUAUUCUGGAUCUUACGAUUUCCCUCUAGAAUUGUUUCUUUGCGCGCGCGAGAGCCCGUCGAAACAAUUUCUAAAGAAAAAGGGGGAAGAACACCCUAUUACCUAACUGCUAGCUUCGCCCAAUU